This is a messenger RNA of Fusarium subglutinans, 885 nucleotides long. RefSeq names its product coatomer epsilon subunit. NCBI's taxonomy places the organism in Eukaryota, Fungi, Ascomycota, Sordariomycetes, Hypocreales, Nectriaceae. Gene Ontology annotation, cellular component: COPI vesicle coat. Gene Ontology annotation, molecular function: protein binding; structural molecule activity. Bases 1 to 885 code for a protein of 294 amino acids. The transcript is spliced from 4 exons. Gene Ontology annotation, biological process: intra-Golgi vesicle-mediated transport; retrograde vesicle-mediated transport, Golgi to endoplasmic reticulum; endoplasmic reticulum to Golgi vesicle-mediated transport. The record is from RefSeq and is a predicted model, not a curated record.
AUGGACCCCUACUCGACCGAAGGUGAAUUAAUCAACAUUCACAACCAUUUCCACCAGGGCCAGUAUCAGGAAGUCAUUGACUUUGAUACCUCUUCCUUCUCCCCUGACAACGCUCUGCCCGCGCGCAUUCUCGUCCUUCGAGCUCGAUUAGCUCUCGGACAGGCAGAAGAUGUUCUCGAUGAUGUGAAGGGUGAUCCUCAGCCUGAGCUCCAGGCUCUGGGUGCUCUUGCUCAGUUCAACUUGGGCAAGGCCGAUUCUGCGGUGGAGACGAUCGAGAAGCUGGCCUCUUCAGCUGCCGACAACACAACGGUCCAGGUUAUCGGUGGAACGGUUCUCCAAGCUGCCGGAAGAUCUGAAGAGGCUCUUGCUCUUCUCACUCAACAUCAGGGAAGCCUCGAUGCUGUCUCUCUUAUCGUCCAGAUCCAUCUGCAACAAAACCGAACCGACCUCGCCCUCAAAGAAGUAUCUGCCGCAAGGCGAUGGGCUCAAGAUAGUCUCUUGGUCAACUUGGCCGAGUCGUGGGUUGGAUUAAGAGUCGGUGGUGAGAAGUACCAGCAGGCGUUCUACGUCUUUGAGGAGCUUGCCCAAGCUCCCUCGACCUCAUCAGUUCGAAGUCUUGUCUCGCAAGCUGUCUGCGAAUUGCACCUCGGCCGAACAGAAGAAGCCCAAGCUGCUCUUGAACAGGCCCUGGAGAAGGACGCUAAUAAUGCCGAUGCGAUUGCCAAUCUGCUGGUUCUCAAUGUCAUUUCCGGUAACCAGUCCGAUGAAUUCGCGCAGAAGUUGAAGAGCGUCAAGCCUAACCAUCAAUACUUGGCCGACUUGGAAGAGAAGAGCGCUCUUUUUGAUAAGGCUGCCACAAAGUAUAGCCCCAAGGUGUCGGCAUGA